AUGGAACCUCUUUCGGCUGUAGCGAGCGUGGCCAACGUUGCGGAUGCCGUCGUGAAGCUGAGUAGUGCCAUAUCUCAGUUCAGGCAGGACUACAAACUUGCGGACGAGGAGCUAGACAUCGCUCGGAACCAUGCACUGCUGUUGAAGGAGGAAAUCGCAGCAUUGGAAUCCCGAAGCUCAUGGAACUACACACCGCCUCGUAAAUCGACUAAGGGGCUUAGUGAUUUUGACCCAGCCGCUGAGACCAGCCCCCUGGGCAUAGAUGAGUCUUCCUUCGCCAGGGCCAUGUCGACUGCCCGUGGCCUACUCUCCGACAUUGAGUCCGCUUUCCCCCUUCGCUCUGAGCCACACACUUGGAGGAGCAAAGUGAGGUGGGCUAUCAAAGACAAGAAGGUUCUUGCACGGCUAAAGGAGCGACUGCAAUCUGCGGAGAGCACCUUACAAGGGAUUAUAUCUAUGGAGCAAUUGUAA
Penicillium cataractarum is the source of this 471-nucleotide messenger RNA. Its product is annotated as ankyrin. The coding region runs from base 1 to 471 and encodes 156 amino acids. The record is from RefSeq and is a predicted model, not a curated record. The transcript has a single exon. NCBI's taxonomy places the organism in Eukaryota, Fungi, Ascomycota, Eurotiomycetes, Eurotiales, Aspergillaceae.